Molecule: messenger RNA, 1348 nt
Organism: Paramecium pentaurelia
Lineage: Eukaryota; Ciliophora; Oligohymenophorea; Peniculida; Parameciidae
Source: the annotation of a GenBank genome assembly
CCAUGUUAUUAGUGGCAAGUCUGAUUUGUAUUGUUUAUUCAAAGAGAUUUUUGACUCCAGUGGAGGAUCUACAAAAUACUCCAUAAUGUUAUGGCUCCAUAUUUGAUGCAGGAUCUUCUGGAACAAGAGUUUAUGUCUAUUAAUGGAGUUGUAGAGAAGAAUGGACAUUACCUAUGAUCAAUCUAACUGAAGCAGUAUAUUAUUUAUUCAAUUAUAAAAAGUCAAAUGACAAAAAAUAAGCACCUGGUCUUGCUUCAUUUGCUAACAAUUUAGAGGGAAUUUAUGCUUAUUUAGAACCUCUUAUUAACUUCACUUAUACUGUUGUUCCUGAAAACAUGUAUUAAUAUACUCCUAUAAUGCUUGGUGCCACAGCUGGAUUAAGAUAGUUGACUCAAAUUCAAUAGAAUGAAAUUAUAGCAACUGUAUAAGCAGUUUUCAGCAAAACAAAAUUCUAUUAUCAACCUGAAUGGGUUAGAGUUCUUACUGGAUAAGAAGAAGUAACAUUUAUAUCAAUUAUUUUAGGGUAUGUAUAUGUGGAUGUCUGUUUUCUAUUUACUUAAUUAAUAAGUUAAUUAAUUAUUGACUCUUGAUUUAGGUGGUGCAUCAACUCAAAAUGCAUUCCCAUAUAAUAGUACUGGUCCAGAUUUUGUUCUUUUGAAUGUUCGUCCAAAUGUGAGCGAUUUUUCAUUAUAUUCUGUCUCUUAUUUGGGUUAUGGUAAUGAUUAGGCUAGAUUGAGCAUUUUAAAGUAAUCUAUUCAGCAAGAUGAUAAUACUAUCUAUUCUCCUUGUUUUUAAAGCGGAUAUACUGGUGAUACAAUUAUUGAUGGAAAAACAUACAAAAUUUAAGGUGUAGGAAAUCUAUAACUUUGCUAAAAUCUUAUAUCAUAAUUUUUAAAUACUACUGAUAGUACUAGCAUUAAUUAAAGUUAUGAACCUCCUGUGACUAUUUAAACAGUUUAUGGAACUAAUGGUAUUGUUACCAUGGCUAAAUUCUUUAAUCUAACUACUUUUAAUAAAGAGAGUUAUUUGAAUAAAUUAUAGAGUUUCACUAAUCUAGAUUGGGAUUAAGCUGUAAAAACAUAUCCAGAUAAUGUUUAUUUAAGUAAUUUAUAUUUUAUGGGAACAUAUGUCUAUUAGUUGAUCUAUACUGGAUAUAAUAUCCCGAGUACUUCAAUAAUAUAAGCUCCUGAAGAUAUUAAUGGAAUAAGUCCUAGUUGGACUUUAGCUGCCUGUUCUUAUCAAUUAGCUUAAAUUAAUUGUACCGAUGAUAGUCCUGUAUGCCAAUUCAAUGCUUAUUCAUCUACAUUAAUGAUGUUCUGGGUAUUUGUCUUGGGAUUCAUUAUUUGAC